GUCCGGCUAUUUCUUCGACGUACGAUUCCCGACGUUCACUGAGUCUUUCACAAGAGGUCCUCGCCCCCUCCCCCCAGACGUGAAGCCGCACGCGGUGAUCGAAGAUGUCUGUGGCCGGGCUGAAGAAACAGUUCCACAAAGCCAGUCAGCUACUCAGUGAAAAGAUCAGCGGGGCAGAGGGGACCAAGCUGGACGAAGACUUCAUGGAGAUGGAGAGGAAAAUUGAGGUGACCAACAAGUCUGUGUUUGAUCUCUUGUCCAAAACAACAGAAUACCUCCAGCCGAACCCAGCCUCCCGAGCCAAACUGAACAUGCUGAACACGGUGUCUAAGAUCCGAGGGCAGGUGAAGACCACUGGCUACCCUCAGACUGAAGGCCUGCUGGGAGACUGCAUGCUGCGUUACGGCCAUGAACUGGGAGAGGACUCUGUGUUUGGCUGUGCUCUGGUGGAUAUGGGCGAGGCCAUGAGGCAGAUGGCAGAUGUGAAGGACUCCCUGGAUAUAGGUGUCAAACAAAACUUCAUUGACCCCCUACAGAAUCUACAGGACAAGGACCUCAAAGAAAUCACGCACCACCUGAAGAAGCUGGAGGGCCGCCGCUUGGACUUUGACUACAAGAAGAAGCGCCAGGGAAAAGUCCCAGACGAGGAAAUCCGGCAGGCCGUGGAGAAGUUCGAUGAGAGCAAAGAGCUGGCGGAGAAGAGCAUGUUUAACUUCCUGGAAAAUGAUGUAGAGCAGGCGAGCCAGCUACUGGCGCUGAUUGAGGCGGCCGCAGAGUACCAUCGGCAGUCGUGUGAAAUCCUACAGGAGCUCAGUGGAAAGCUGCAGGAAAGGAUAUCCACAACCAGCAGCCGGCCCAAGAGAGAGUUCAAACCGAAGUCCAUCAGGAGCAGCAUCGAGACCCUGGACAACAGUCGGCACAACAGCCUGUCCUACAGCUCCUCACUCAAAUCCAGCGAUAUCCAGAUCAACCCAACAAUCAAUGGUAACGCUGAUCAUAUAACUUCUGUUUCACUGUCAUGGCCUGAGAGCCCCAUAAUCAAUGGCAAUAUUCACCAGAGCGAAGUGUUGGACCAGCCGUGCUGCCGCUCCCUCUAUGACUUCGAGCCAGAGAACGAGGGCGAGCUAGGCUUCAAGGAGGGGGACAUCAUCAUCCUCACCAACCAGAUAGAUGAAAACUGGUACGAGGGCAUGAUCAGCGGCGAGUCCGGCUUUUUCCCCAUCAACUACGUGGACGUCAUCGUCCCCCUGCCUCAGUGAAGACCGGCACCUCAAGUCCUAUCAAGACUCCCUUCCUCAGACUCUGAACCCACUCGGCCCUGAAAAUUGACGGGGCCAGCUCAGCCCGAAGCUGGGAAAGAAUUUAUUUCUACUCAUUUUUCAAAUGGAGCCAGAGAGGUAGUAGGGCCUAGUUGUGACAUGAGAUAAAAACAUGUUGCUGGUUGAAUUGCUUUCUCUGUUGAUAUUUAUGAACCUGAAGCCAACUGAAAACCAAGACCUUAAGUGGGACCCUCUGCUUGGUCUGAUCCUCCAUGUCCUCUGGGUCUGACCAAGGUCAGUCCCUCAGUUGACAUUGCUCUCCUGUCUGCUCGUUCUUCACCGCACACUGAGGCUUCUGGACUCUCUUUGAAGUUCACCACUGGACAUCGUGACAGCAUCUUUUUGUCCCUGCAAACACUUUAUAAGCUUUCCUUUGCAUUAUAGUUACAUUGUUUUCAUUUCAGGAUAAUGUAUCACACUCUCAUAUAGGUAGCCCCAAAAUAAGGAGGGGCUUUGCAUUCGCUUCUUUAAUCCCAUUAUAGGGAUGGCAUGCACCGUCAUGGAUGCCUCGCAUCAUGCUCACAACAUACGAGCUAGCUAAGGAGCUAGCAUGAUCCAAUUAUGAAUGUAGUCAGAGGAACAGGGCUCUCAAGUGUCACGCAUUGAGCGUGACACUCACGCAUUUCGGUCUUAAGUCACGCACUCCCGCCACACAUCGUAUUUCUCACGAUGAAAAAAACUUGGCUAUUUAAUGUUUUAAUGUGCCGCAGCGUGCAAACAUGAGCUGGCCGCGCUGCCCUCACCAUGGAGGAAACAAGCGCUCCCCUGGAGUUCUGCUGUGAGGUGCCACUUAUCAGCCAAUCAAAAAAAAGAAAUGGGCUACACAAUAGCCAAUCAGGAAAAAAAACGUAUCUGUUGUAUCUGGGUAAAAUUUAAUCCAGCAACCAAUGAAAAUAAAGCAUCCUGGAAUUGCGCGCGACUGACUGAUAUCCGAAAAUGUCGUUCUGCUGAUGGAAAUGUCACUCUUGCCUGUCUUCAAAACUUGAGAGCCCUGGAGGAAUUAGCUGCUGUUUCAACAGUUGGUUCACCCAAAUCAUCCUUAGAAGACAAUUAUAGCAGGUAAUGUAUUUUAGAAAUGUGUUUUAGUUAUAUUUGUUGAAAUUCUCUGGCAAAAAGAAAACAAAGGGAUAUCUUUGACUGUAUCAGGACUGUAAUGCCAGAAUGAAACCACUGGACAGACCUGUGUGCACUCUGCCUGUGCACUCAUUGUGUGUCACCACCAGCCUUCAACAAGCUGAUAGCUCUUCACCUAAACAUGUUGGAUGUUUAGGUUCAUAAUGAUCAUUUUGGAGUUGACAUGGAAACCUUCUCACUAGAUUUAGCGACUUUUGGAGCAAGUGCUGCUUUCACAGAAAAAGAGUUGGAAACACUGUUUGUUUGGAUCCUUCUUAAGAGCUAUCGUACUCCUGCUGGUUUAUUCAAUGUGACACACCCAAGGUUAAAAAUAAAUUAAAAAGAUGGCUUGAAAAUAGGAUUUGUGUGAACUGACCCCUUUUAAAAAGAAAGUGGAUGGGCUGCCUGUAUGUUUUUACUGUCACUCAAAAUAUUCUCUCUCCCUAGAAGACCUCCACUAUGGAUGCCACACUGCUGUAUUCCAUCAAUGUCUUUUAUUUUUUAGUAUUUCAUGUUCUGUGUUAUUGUCCAAACACAAGCCAAAUUGCCAACACUUCACAGGGAUGUGUCGGCACUCAAGUGAAGACUUACCAAAGUUCAAGGAUCAUUUCAACUAAAUAGAGCUUAUUUAAUGUCGUAGUUUUGGCCAUCAUUUCUAUCAGUACAAUACUAUUGUACUAUUUGAGUUGCUGAUAAAUGUAACAUGGUGACAUAUGAGACAGGAAACACCUGCAGUCAGACAAUUAGACGGGUUGUAAACUCUAUCCCCUCCGCUCUAUAGAUUGUUGUUGUGGUAAUUGGUAUUUACCCCCAGGGGUAGAUUCAAUUCAAUUCAAUUCAGUUUAUUUGUAUAGCCCAAUUUCACAAAUUACAAAUUUGUCUCGGAGUGCUUUACAAUCUGUACACAUAGACAUCCCUGCCCCAAAACCUCACAUCGGACCAGGAAAAACUCCCAAAUAACCCUUCAGGGGGAAAAAAAGGGAAGAAACCUGGAGGAGAGCAACAGAGGAGGAUCUAGAUAGAUGGAUGGAUGGAUCUUUAAUUUUUUUUAUUUUGUACAUUUACAGUUAUGGUUCAGAGAACUCUCGUUCAUUUGUUUCCAGCAGCAGUAGGUAGCUACUUUCACCUCUUAUACUACUGCCUGUCAACCUCAGCAUCAGGCAUACAGACACAGUUAGAGACUAGCUGGUGAACCUAGUGGAGCAUUUAGGAGCUAUAAAUAAAGAUAUCUUUCCACAGGAGUUGGUGGAGAGAAAAAUAGAGCUAAAAAGAGUGCUAAUGAGAGCAGAAACAAUACUCCACAUGAAGGCUACACUACUUAGUUCCUGCUGGGUGUGUAAAUACUGCUUUUUGGGACAUAUGUUGAAAUAUGUGUGUGAUUUCAGCUUAUUAUGGAGUUGGACCAAGUGGCCAAUAACUGAUUUAAUAAGCCUAGAGGUAAGCCACAUUUAUUAUUACCCAGACGAUCUGUUACAAACAAUCCAUCUGUUAUGAUCAGUCGGGGAGGACCCACAUGCAGGGCAGGGAUUAGAAGGUGUAUUUAUGGAACCAAGGGGGGAAAUGUUGGUGGAUGUGCAAUCAGCAGUCUCCCUUUCAGUUCUACUGCCAAAAAGAAAAGAAUUUAGAUUCUGGAUGAAGUUGGCUUUAAGAAUGUGCCUGCUUGUUUCUUGCCCUGUUGGAUAUCUGGUAGAAACGAUGGCCAAAGUUACACAAAAUAAAACCCAAACAUAAAAAUGUGGGCUACAACAUUUGCUUCAUGGAGGCUUGAGCUGCUUGUCACUGUUCCUUUCCACAAAAAAACACUCCAUUCCUAUUCAUUUUCAUACAUGCUUUAUGAAUGUUUGGACCUCCUAAGCCACAGCUCUUGUGAUCCAGUGAUCCCACCUAACUGGCAGAGUCACCAGUGCUGGGAUGUACUGGUAGACAGCAGGGGGUGUAAAUGACUCCUGUUAAGACUCUACCUGUUUGGUGUAACUCUACAGCCCCCACUCCCAGCCCCCCUCCUCAAACUGACUGCCUGUGUUGCCUGCUGUGCUCUUAACUGUCGUCCAAAACACGUAUUUUUACGAGCAAGAUGAACUGAACUGAACUCCCAUCUUUCUGAAUCUCUCUCACUCACUCACUCUCUGUAUGUGUGUGUUUACGUGCUCUGACCUAUUGUGACAUAUUGUAAGGACCGUAGUGCCCACUCUUUGUCGGAUGAAUGCCUUAUCACACUGAAACCGAUUGAAAGUGCUUUUUUGAAAUGUCGUCUGUUUUGCACUGAAGCUUUAGAAUCUACCUAACACAUAUGUUUAUAGACAAGCACCAUUUUGUUUUAUUAUGUAUGUUUAUUUCUCUUUUUCAUCAGCGUUGCACUUUGUGUUAUUCACACCAAGGUUAGAAUCACUGCCAUAUCAGAUGUAUAUGAGACUUAGAUUUGUACCACAGAUGUUCUUUGGACUGUACUAUAUUGAAUCCAGAAUAUCAACUUUUAUUGUUUAGAUUGGAAAAAGUAUCCAAUCCAUUGACGUAGAUGCUCCCGUUACUUCAUUAGUGUGUGAUAAACGGAGACUGUAGGUUCUGUGUGGCCGUACUGAUGAAGUUGUUUCUUUUGGCUUACAUUUCUGAGAACCACCAAUGAGUUUGAGGAAAUCAUUUGUAAAGCAAAAAAUGUUUCAUGAAUGUUUUAUAUCAGCUUCGUAUCACAAAAACACAACUACAAAACCAUGUGGUUAAAGUGUGAAAUAAUUGGAUGAAACGACUUGCGGUUGAGGUUAGACUAGAUUGGUCUGGUUUCUCAUCUCUAACAGGAAUAUGAUUUCCCUUUACAAACCUUAAGGAUAUUAGAACCACAUGAUUUUUUGAAAAUAAUCAUUUAUGUUCCUGGUAAUCUUUUAAUAUGAUAAAUUUGUAGGGAAUGUUGAGUUUCAUAACUUUAAGAAGAAGAGCAACGCAGAAGUGUUGAGCAUGACAACGCUGAUGGAAUAAGUGCUGUGGAAGUGUAAACUACGCUGAAUUUACCAAUUGUGCUAUCAGAUUACAAGUAAUACAAAAUAAAAGUUCAUAUUUAGCUGGUAAAUGAGUGCCCAGCCUUUAUUUAUAUGACCAUUAUAUAUGAAUGCCGGGUUUUAUUCCAGAUUUGAUGGGACUUUUUCUUCCUCCAAAAGUGUGUUCUUAUUUUUUCCCAAUAUGUACUUGAUGAAUUCAUUAUGUUUUGUCUUUUUAUGUGUUGUGGACCAACUCAACUUUAUAUACAUUAGAGAGAAAAAGAAUAAAAUGUAUGGAUACUUA
Pseudoliparis swirei is the source of this 5705-nucleotide messenger RNA. RefSeq names its product SH3-domain GRB2-like 3a (gene sh3gl3a). Gene Ontology annotation, cellular component: presynapse; glutamatergic synapse; cytoplasm. The transcript is spliced from 11 exons. The record is from RefSeq and is a predicted model, not a curated record. NCBI's taxonomy places the organism in Eukaryota, Metazoa, Chordata, Actinopteri, Perciformes, Liparidae. Gene Ontology annotation, molecular function: protein binding. Gene Ontology annotation, biological process: synaptic vesicle uncoating. Bases 105 to 1259 code for a protein of 384 amino acids.